GGAGGUGAGGCCAGCGAGGCAGGUCCCCGCGCGGCGGGGUCCACCCACUUGAAAACAAAACUUUUUUCCUGCAGGCGCUGAGAGCAGAGACCUGGCGCGGGGUCCCCGGAGCAGCCUCGCCGCGCCCCCGCCGCCCGCCGCGGAGCUGGUAUGCGGUAGGGCAGUGCCAUGUAUUGGAAGAGCGACCCGAUGUUCGUCUGCAGGCUGGAGGACAAGGACCUUCCCGCGCUCGGCGGUCCCUCGGAGAAGGUGCGCGGGGCGUCGAGCGAGCGCACCGGGAGCGGGCGGCCGCCGGCGGGGAGGGCUCGGCGCCGGUGCGGGACUCCCCCGCAGGCGAGCCCCGCAGCGGCCGACGAGGACUCCUGCUCUUCUUCCACCGCCCUGUCGCCCUCCUCCUCGCCGCGGUCCAUGGCCUCGGGCUCCGGCUGCGCCCCCAGCAAAUGCGUGUGCAGCAGCUGCGGCCUGGAGAUCGUGGACAAGUACCUGCUGAAGGUAAACGACCUCUGCUGGCAUGUGCGCUGUCUCUCAUGCAGCGUUUGCAGAACGUCUCUAGGAAGGCAUACGAGCUGUUACAUCAAAGAUAAAGAUAUCUUCUGCAAACUUGAUUAUUUCAGGCGGUAUGGCACCCGCUGUUCCCGCUGUGGGAGGCACAUUCAUUCUACUGACUGGGUCCGAAGAGCUAAAGGCAACGUAUACCACUUGGCAUGCUUUGCAUGCUUCUCCUGCAAAAGGCAGCUUUCCACUGGAGAGGAGUUUGCUUUGGUUGAAGAGAAGGUCCUUUGUAGAGUACACUACGACUGCAUGUUGGACAAUCUGAAAAGAGAAGUUGAAAAUGGUAAUGGGAUUAGCGUGGAAGGAGCAUUACUAACAGAACAAGAUGUUAAUCAUCCAAAACCAGCAAAAAGAGCUCGGACCAGCUUCACAGCAGAUCAACUCCAGGUUAUGCAAGCACAGUUUGCUCAGGACAACAAUCCAGACGCACAAACGCUUCAGAAACUGGCAGAAAGAACAGGCUUGAGCAGGCGUGUUAUACAGGUGUGGUUUCAAAAUUGCAGAGCACGCCAUAAGAAACACGUUAGUCCUAAUCAUUCAUCUACUGCUCCUAUCACAGCAGUUCAGCCCUCCAGGCUGUCUCCACCCAUGUUAGAAGAAAUGGCAUACUCUGCGUACGUACCCCAGGACGGGACUAUGUUAACCGCUCUACACAGCUAUAUGGAUGCUCAUUCACCUACAGCUCUUGGACUCCAGCCUUUGCUACCCCAUUCAAUGACACAACUGCCAAUAAGUCACACCUAA
Messenger RNA from Grus americana (Whooping crane), 1296 nucleotides. It is a transcript of the gene LHX8, whose product is annotated as LIM homeobox 8. Gene Ontology annotation, biological process: forebrain neuron development; neuron differentiation; regulation of transcription by RNA polymerase II. Lineage: Eukaryota; Metazoa; Chordata; Aves; Gruiformes; Gruidae. Gene Ontology annotation, cellular component: nucleus. The coding region runs from base 169 to 1296 and encodes 375 amino acids. The transcript has 8 exons. The record is from RefSeq and is a predicted model, not a curated record. Gene Ontology annotation, molecular function: RNA polymerase II transcription regulatory region sequence-specific DNA binding; DNA-binding transcription factor activity, RNA polymerase II-specific.